AUUGAUUGAAAGAGUGAGAGGAGGAAGGUGUGUGGAACUUCUAUUAUCAACUCUCUUUUCUUUACACAACCCUGGAAAAUUUACUGUGAGAGAUAGAGAGAUAAAAAGAAAAGGAAAGAGAAAGAGAGAGAAAAGGGAAAAAUCGUAGAGAAGCACCGGUCUGACUGCCUUGGGAGCAUCUCCACAAGAUCUGGAGCUUGACCUUCAUUUUAAUCCUUAUUUGACAGACUUUUAGGAUAUAUCAGAGAUUAUAGACACCACCUAACGUUAAAUAUCAGAUUUUCAAAUCUGCAACCGUCCCCAUACUGCCGUCAAGGAGGGAAUAAUGUUUUUUAUUGACAAAAUUGUGGAUACAGACAAUCUGGAUGUCCGGUCAAGUGUAAGAUCCAACAUGUUAUCACGUCUAUUCCUAGCCCAGGGGAGGUUUUGUUCCUCCCACCCAUGGGAAGUCAUCGUUUGUACCCUUACACUAACCAUCUGUAUGCUGUCAAUGAACUACUUUACUGGUCUACCGAGGAUAUGUGGAUGGAAUUAUGAAUGUUCACCAGAAGUUAAGGAAUCAUCUCUUUCUUCUGAUGUGAUUGUUAUGUGUAUCAUGAGAACUCUAGCAGUGGCUUAUCUCUACCUCCAGUUUACUAAACUAAGAACUACAGGGUCAAAAUAUAUUCUAGGUAUUGCAGGUCUGUUCACUAUCUUCUCUAGUUUUCUCUUUAGCAGUGCUGUGAUUCAUCUGUUUGGAUUAGAACUUACAGGACUCAAUGAGGCUCUUCCAUUCUUCUUGCUCCUCAUCGACCUGACCAAGGCCAGUGCUCUCACCAAGUUUGCCCUCAGCAGCACCUCACAACGUGAGGUAGUGGACAAUAUUGCCCGUGGUAUGGCCAUACUUGGACCAACCAUCACCCUGGACACUGUAGUGACCACUCUGGUCAUCAGCAUUGGAACCAUGUCAGGAAUCCGGAAAAUGGAAGUUUUCUGCUGCUUUGGCAUCCUCUCACUCAUCGCCAACUACUUUGUAUUCAUGACAUUUUUCCCAGCUUGUCUGUCCCUUGUUCUUGAGCUGUCAAACAGUAACAAGUAUGGUCGACCUGUGUGGCAGCUUGGACGCUUUGCUGAAGUUCUGGAGGAGGAGGAAGACAAGAAACCUAAUCCUGUGGUCCAACGGGUCAAGAUGAUCAUGGCUACAGGACUUGUACUGGUUCAUGCACACAGCUACUGGCUUGCUGGUAACGACACAGAUCUAAUGGGACGAUCCAUGCUCUAUGAUGGAAACCUACUCACAGACAAGAAGAUUGAUCCUAGCAUGCCUCUAUGGCAGUUCUACAUCACAAGACUAUGGCCUCCUACACUUGAUUACAUCAUCACCGUUAUCCUGGCUUCUGUCCUGGCAACCCACUAUAUCUUUUUCUCUGACAUGGCCACUGUCCCAGAGAAGCGGGUCAGUAUUAUGGAAGGUCAUGAGGUCGUCAAUCCAGGAUCUGAUCAGGAAGAUACAUCUGAAGUGGAUACUAUUGGGUCCCUCUCAUCUUCUCCUUCAACGAGUGAUGUGAAGGUGAUUGAAUCAAUGACCUGUCGUACCCAGGCCUGUCAGACUGACCCUGUGACCGCUUCACCACGUAAUAGUCGGUCAUCAUCUCCUGUGUCAUCACGCUCUCUCAAACCUGCAAGGUUCACUAUUGGAUCCACAGGAAGCGGUUCUGAAGAUGAGGAAGAUGAGGUCAUCGAAGAAGAAGUCGAGUUGGUCCUAGAGAAAGAACUUCAGCCUCCUAGACCUAUGACAGAAUUACUGGAGAUACUGAACGUUGGGAAAGGACCAGAUGAACUAACUGAUGAAGAGAUCCAGCUUUUGGUUGAUGCUAAACACAUCCCUGCCUACAAGCUUGAGAACAUCUUAGCUAACCCUGAGAGGGGCGUGUCCGUCAGGAGACAGAUCAUCUCUAAACUCUUACCAAUCACCGAUGCCUUGGAGAAACUGCCAUUCACAAGCUAUGACUAUUCAUUUGUAUCAGGAGCAUGUUGUGAGAAUGUGAUUGGUUACAUGCCUGUACCAGUGGGUGUGGCUGGACCUCUCCUUCUUGAUGGAAAAGAAUAUCAAGUUCCCAUGGCAACGACUGAAGGAUGUUUGGUUGCAAGUACAAACAGAGGAUGCAGAGCUCUGAGAUCUGCUGGUGGUAUUCAUAGUAUCUUGAUUGGUGAUGGUAUGACAAGAGGACCAUUGGUUAGAUUACCAAGUGCAAAGGAAGCAGGAGCUAUCAAAGAAUGGCUAGAGGUCCCAGAGAACUUUGCUGCCGUCAAAGAGAAGUUUGAGUCGACAAGCCGUUUUGCCAAACUGCAGAGUAUCCAGACAGCUUUAGCUGGUCGUUACAUGUUCCUUAGGUUCAAGGCUAAGACUGGUGAUGCAAUGGGCAUGAACAUGGUAUCAAAGGGCACUGAGCAAGCGCUUCAUGCUCUUCAGACGGUGUUCCCUGAAUUAGAAAUCAUGAGCUUGAGUGGAAACUACUGCACAGAUAAGAAGGUUGCAGCCAUUAAUUGGAUUGAAGGACGAGGAAAGUCGGUUGUCUGUGAAGCUACUGUACCAGCACACAUUGUCAAGCAGGUUCUGAAGACAAGUGCAUCAGCUUUGGUUGACCUCAACAUCCACAAGAACCUUGUAGGCUCAGCCAUGGCUGGUAGUAUAGGAGGCUUCAACGCACAUGCAGCUAACAUUGUCACAGCCAUCUAUAUUGCAACAGGACAGGAUGCAGCCCAGAACAUUGCCAGUUCUAAUUGCAUGACCCUGAUGGAGACAACAGGACCCAAAGGUGAAGACCUAUACAUGAGUUGUACCAUGCCAUCUAUUGAGCUAGGAACAGUAGGAGGGGGUACUGUCUUACCUCCACAGUCAGCAUGCCUUCAGAUGAUGGAUGUGAAAGGAUCCAAUGUUCAUGGGUCAGGUUUGAAUGCCUCCCAGCUGGCUAGGAUCAUAUGUGCUACAGUCAUGGCAGGUGAACUCUCACUCAUGUCUGCUCUGGCAGCUGGUCACCUUGUAAAAAGCCACAUGAAACACAACAGAUCUGCCCUGAAUAUUGCCAGUCCUCUUCCUUCGAUUGAGGAGAUUCCUGCACACAGGAGAAGUAAAUCUGUUGACUUCUCAGCACUCCGUGAAUCCUCAUCAGCCCCUGGGACAUGCACAGCCAAUGCAUCAUGACAAUAUCCAAGCUAGGCCUUCCAAAGAAGAACCUCACCAUUCUUGUAUUACAGCAACGCAUGGAAAGUGGACCCUUGCGCAAUGAGUGUGUGUAACAAGUAGGGCAGUUGUGGUUCUUUGUGUUAUAAGUAAAAUACAUAGAGAUGUUAUUUCUUUACAGAACCAUACAAGAUUCAGUAAACUUUAGCAAGUUGAUGGUUCGACCAAUAGUGAAUGUAGCAAGUUGGGUGGUUGUACAUCUUAGUGUUAACAAAUGUAAACAUUAUACACCAAGAUGUUACUGCGGAAUGGAAGUUUAGAAAUGGUUGUAGCGCAGCUGUAUAUCUAUUUAUUCAAAAUUACGAAAAUUCAAACACUUCUUCAAGACAAAGCAAGAAGACACCACAACAAAGUGUAGCAAGUAAUAAUAGUGAUUGUAAAUUUUUGUUAUUAAAAAAUAAGAACCAUUUAAGACAUAAAGAUCAUUUCAGUACAGAACCAUUCAAUUCUUGGUAAACUUCAGAUAAAAUACACAAAGUGUUAGAAAAAACAACAGCAAUAGAGCAAUUUUGUUUCUUUUUGUAGAACUGGUGUUGAGUGGCACUUUCAUAAUCAUCAGCUAAGCGAAUAUGAAUCCUGUAGGCUACUAGUGGUUGAUAAACAAUAUUGAUUUUGUGCACAUGGAAAUUGCAAUUCACUAUUGGUGGCCAUCCCAGAGAAGGUGUCUCUACAUAUGAUCUACUGUCCUUAACAAGACUUAGUUAUGGAAUACCCUAUCCAUAUUGGUUUACUAUUUUCCUGAAGUGUACUCUCUCAAAUUUAUCCUGUAGAGAACUUUCCCAUUUCUCAUUCAUUCCCUUCUCCUAUUUCAAUUUAGCUAUUUGUAUCAUUAUACUCUAAGUAUCUUGAUGCAUUAUAGAAUAGAUUAUAGAUUAUUUCUUUGGAUCAUUAGGAAAGAGACAAGUUAUGUAUCCUUCAUCAUUUUGUUAAUCUUUCCUCUAUUUAUUGCUCUACUCUCUGACUGUAUUCAGAUACAGAAAUUAUAAGAAAAAUAUAUUGUGUGCCACUCAUGGUAUACAGAACAAUGUAUCUUUUUUUCCCUUAAUUUAUUCUGAAAUAUCUAUAUACAUUGUAAGUUGUCUUUUGCUUUAGAAUACCAUCGAAAUGGGAGAAUCACGAAGAAAUGCCUCAUAAAAUUGGUAUUUUGUGCUAUGAAGCAGUUUGUUGCUGAGCAUUAUUUUGUUUUACUUAUUUAUAUUCUCAAUUUAAAAUUAUCAGAAAGACUUCGUUGUCUUCAGUUAUUAAAGGUCAAGUCCACCCCGGAAAAAUGUUGAUUUGAAUAAAUAGAGAAAAAUCAAACUAGUGAAACGCUGAAAAUUUCAUCAAAAUCGGAUGUAAAAUAAGAAAGUUAUGACACUUAAAAGUUUUGCUUAUUUUUCACAAGACAGUGAUAUGCACAACUCAAAUAAGAAAGUUGAUGAUGUCCCUCACUCACUAUUUCUUUUGUUUUUUAUUGUUUGAAUUAUACAAUAUUUCAUUUUUUUUUAGAUUUGACAAUGAGGACCAACUUGACUGAAUCAUAUCGUAUUAAACAAAGCUCAUUUUACAUGUUUAGGGAGGAAUUAAUCGUUGUUUCACUUGACAAUGAGGAGAAAAAUAGAAUAUUCCCUAUUUCACAUAAUAAAAUACAAAAGAAAUAGUGAGUGGAUGACGUCAUCAGUCUCCUCAUUUGCAUACCCAUCAGGAUGUGCAUAUAACUGUUUUGUGAAAUUAAGCAAAAUUUUCAAAUGUCAUAACUUUCUUAUUUUAUAUCCGAUUUUGAUGAAAUUGUCAGUGUUAUGUUUGUUGGAUUUUUCUCUAUUUGGUCAAAUCACCUUUUUGUUGGGGUGGACUUGUCCUUUAAGAUAUAUCUUUCCUUUGUCUAUAGGUACAUGUUUUAAUUACAUUGGUUACAGUUCAUGCUCUUGAUUUGUUUCCAGUUUAAGUCUCAAUGAAAUAAAUUAUAUGGUCCAGUGUGUUGUAAUAUACGGUGUUUUAUUGUCAAAUUCCAGCAUUUCAAAUUUUUAUAAUUGGUGGGGGGGGGGGGGUCCAAAUGGUACUAUCAGUCUAUAUGCAAUAGAUGUGAACCUGACAUUAAUUUUUCAAAUAGAUUACACUUAUAUUGUGACUGCAUUGGGAUUUCCAAUCCACUUAUAACCCACCUUUUGAACAUAUGUUGAAGAGCACUGUGUAACGUUCAAAUGAAGGAUGCUGUUGAAAAUCUUACACAAAUUUAUUUUUUCUUUUAUGCCAAAGUUCAGUAGUGAAACUAUCGAGGAAAGGUUUUGUGUAUUGUAAUCUAUUGUGUGUGAUUUUGUUGUAUAUAUUUUGGAGUUGAUUUCCUUUAUCCUGUUGUACACAUCCAUAAAAAAAACAUUGUCAGGAUUCAUCUUUGAGAAAUAAUAGGAAGCCUCAGAUAUGCGAUGCAACUUCUGUAACAUGCUUAUUUUGUAAAAAAAAAAAUCUUUCAUGUGUAUGAUUAAGCUUGUAACAGCUUGAGUUGUUCACAAAUCUAAAACUGUUCUUUAUCAAAGACUAUGGACUACACCUGAUGGAUGGUUUAAAAUGUGUGCUUCUUAAUCAUCUUUCUUUCAUUUCUUUCAUGAAUAUUUUCUGUUCUGACCAACAUUCUUUCUUGGUAUGAUGGCACAAAAUGACAAUCUUUUAUCGCCUUUGAAUUCAUUGAUUUUGAAACAGAUUUUUUAAAACUGAGUGUCUAUAUUUCAAAGAUACCUUAUUAUCAUAAAUAUUUCAUCUCACUCAUGAAAUGUAUGUUAAUACAGGGCUGUAUUCCAUUGAAAAUUGAGAUCAAUUAUCAUCCUGUUAUGAAGAUUUCUACAUUUCAUGGAGCUUGUAAUCUAAUUUAAAGCCUAUAAAUAUGUGUACUUGUGGUAUGAGAAAUUAA
This is a messenger RNA of Lytechinus pictus (painted urchin), 6107 nucleotides long. Its product is annotated as 3-hydroxy-3-methylglutaryl-coenzyme A reductase. Bases 326 to 3184 code for a protein of 952 amino acids. Gene Ontology annotation, molecular function: protein binding; NADP binding; hydroxymethylglutaryl-CoA reductase (NADPH) activity. The record is from RefSeq and is a predicted model, not a curated record. NCBI's taxonomy places the organism in Eukaryota, Metazoa, Echinodermata, Echinoidea, Temnopleuroida, Toxopneustidae. Gene Ontology annotation, cellular component: endoplasmic reticulum membrane; peroxisomal membrane. Gene Ontology annotation, biological process: sterol biosynthetic process; coenzyme A metabolic process; isoprenoid biosynthetic process. The transcript has 20 exons.